This is a messenger RNA of Sitophilus oryzae (rice weevil), 1668 nucleotides long. RefSeq lists its product as uncharacterized. NCBI's taxonomy places the organism in Eukaryota, Metazoa, Arthropoda, Insecta, Coleoptera, Curculionidae. The record is from RefSeq and is a predicted model, not a curated record. The transcript has 2 exons. Bases 113 to 1417 code for a protein of 434 amino acids.
GUCGUAAUCAAGGUGUCUUUGAAAGCAGUUUUCGUCUUAGUUUGUCAAACAUCAUUAGUGCUGUGUCUUGCUCAUGUGAUUAGUAUAGCUGGAGCAAGAACUGAUUGGAAAAAUGAAACUAGUAAUUUCUGUGCUGCUCUCUUUAAUCGUCUCCAUACAAAUUUUUUCUUCACAAACAACUGACAGUAACAACACAAGCCACGAUUACAUCGUUCAGCUCAAAUAUCAAGUAUCGGAAGCUAAACUACCCACCUAUGUAGUGAACCUCAUCUAUGACAGCUCCAAUAACGUAUCAAUCCCACCUAAAGAUGUUCUUGAUCUAUUCAAAGCCAACAGCCUCACUAUCAAUUCGACUCUACAAAUUCUCACUUCACUAAAUAUAUCGUCUAGCGUUGUUUUCAGUACAGACGGAUUAAACAAAACCAUUGAAUUUUUAAAUAUUACAUUUACAGAUUUUUAUAAUAACGUUAGGUCUGGAUUAAAUAUAUCUGGAUCUUCUAUUAGACCAGCCUUGGAAGCUCUGGGAAUUGAUGCAAAUGCUUUUUCAGAUGCCAUAGCCUACGAAACUGAAGACCCGUGGACUCUGUUUGAAAAAGGAAAUUUUACUAAAGAGAAUGUUGAAAGUGCUUGCAACUUAACUGGUAUCACAAUCGAUGAUCUAUUUAGCUACAUUAGAAACCUUGUUUAUGACAACGUGAUAUUAACAACAAACCUUACGAACCUACUUCAACGAUAUUCUAUUAGCAAGCAGGAAGCCCUGACUAUCUGGAAUGCGCAUGGAAUCUCUUCGGCAGAUGUAAACAAUGCAAUAUUGUUUAAAACUUUAAUAGAUGACGUUACCACUAAGCUAAAUAGCAGCGUUGCUUUAGGAAUAUUUACACAACUCCAAGAAGUUUUCGUAUCCGUGAACAAAAAGAGCUACAACUUCUUUAAAUCAGCUUUGGAUUUAGUUAUAGUUCAAGCCGACUCAGUAAAUACUAACAAUUCUUAUACGCUUAUCAGUAGUAGUAUUAAUGAUACUGCUUAUGAUAACAUCGUUCUUCUACAGCGUAGUGAAUUGUCUCCUAAUGAUAACGGUACAAUUCCGACCAUAGAAGUGGGAUAUAGCAACCAAACUCUAUUAAACUGUAGCUACGUGACUCUACAAAAUAACAGUAUUUUUUCUGUUAAUGUACCAGAAGCAGUUUAUAACAACGAUACAUAUGAAAUUUCAUCUAAUGUUACCAAUAGUGUUAUCGAAGGUAGUGCGCUUAUUUGCAAUGCUACUGUGUAUGGACUUGCCAGAGAAGCUGCCAACGAUACGAUAAUAAUCGACUUGUUCAAAGUAGCUGUUCAAGAAGAAAAUAACGACGCUAGUUCCGUAAAAAUAUCUUUAAUUAGUUUGACCGUAAUUUCAGUAUUAAUCCGUCUAUUUUAAGUUCAAAAUUAAAAGAAAAAAUAAAAGUUUCAUGUUAAUUCAUAUCAUUAAUAUUUGCAGAAUAUUGUAUUGUUCUAUUAUCAUCCGUUGUACAGUAUUUACAAAUUUAUUUAUUUAAUUGUAUUCUUUAUGGUGUAACUAUACAUAUCUAUAAUAAAUUUCUAAGAUUAAUUUGUAUAUAGUAGAGACGGUAUAAUUGUGUCAAAUCAAGGAAGAUACUUAUCUACAAGAAAUAAAAUAUUUUAUUUUUC